CCUUAAAAGAAACGGUCAAACUCCAAAAGCUACGGUUCACGUGUAGUAAUAAAAAUCUCAUCUCUCUCUCUCAUCGGCCGCCAAAUGUGGAUUCAAAGCAUCAGUUACCGAACUUACAGUUAGCUAAACUUCAGGAGGGAAAGAAACAGAACAAAUCUUAAAGUUCCCAAAACGCACACAUUAACGGAGGAAAAAAAUAACAGAUAAACAGAUCACGUACUUAUUCUUCUUAUUUUUGUUGUUUCUUUUUUUAAAAAAAAGAUCCAUUUUUUUAACAAAUAUGGCACAAGCCCAAGCUGAGGAAAAGCCUGACGAAGAACCCCACGACAGAUUUCAAAUGAAAGAUCAUCAAUCCAUUUCCAUGGCUCCUGCAAAACCAACAACCAGUUGUAGUUCUCCCAUUUCCAUGGCCGCUGCGAAACAGACGAUGGGUUGCGGUAGUGGUACUACUAGUGGCAGUAACAACCAUGGCAAUGGUGUAGCGUUCAAAUUCAAUGCACACGCGCCGGAGUUCGUGCCGAAAUCGCAUACCCAAAUUCCCAUCUCGGGUUAUUAUUACCCUUGUUUCCAUUACCUCGGUGGUGGUGGUGGUGCCGCCGCCGCCGCCUCUGAUUGGUUCUUCCUUGGUGACCAAGAACCCUCUACUUAUUUGAACUCUAACCCUAGUCUCUCAAUCCCUAAUUGUUCUUCCAAGACUGUUCUCACUGACGAUCUCCGCCAAAAGAUCAUCAAACAGGUGGAAUACCAGUUCAGUGACAUGAGUCUGAUAGCGAAUGAAUCAUUGUCGAAGCAAAUAAGUAAAGAUCCUGAAGGUUAUGUGCCUAUAUCUUUUAUUGCUUCAACAAAGAAAAUCAAGUCCCUCAUCACCAACCACCAGUUGCUGGCCCAAGCACUUCGCUCCUCCUUAAAGCUUGUUGUGAGUGAUGAUGGCAAGAAGGUUCGUCGUAAGCACCUGUUCACCGAAAAAGAACGAGAACAAGUGCAGGUACGACAGGGGGAUUUUGUCCCUUUUUUUUUUUUGGUAUGGUGCAAGUUGCAAUCUACUUUUUCCUUUGUUUUGCAGUCUCGUACUGUUGUUGUAGAGAAUUUGCCUGAAGAUCACUCUCAUCUGAACCUUGACAAAAUCUUUAAUGUUGUUGGGAGUGUGAAGAACAUCAGAAUAUGUCAUCCCCAGGAACCCAAUUCUUCUCGUUCGAAGAAUGACUAUUUUAUGUCUAACAAGCUACAUGCACUUGUGGAAUACGAGUCGACAAAGUUUGCUGAUAAGGCGGUUGAGAAGCUAAACGAUGAAAGGAAUUGGCGAAAGGGGCUCCGAGUAAGGCUGCUGCUUAGACUCUCGCCUAAAUCGGUUCUGAAAACCCGAAAAUCAGAAUUCGAUGGUAUACUAGACGACGAAGAUUCACCCCAUGCUGAACACUCCGAAGGUUCUUCUCCACCAAAUGCUGAAUCAAUUGAUAAUAAUGCUGAAGAUAGUGCGAUGGGAUUGAAGAAGGGAUGGUCUAAAUCACGAGGGAAACUUUGGGGGUGUGCCCAAAACCAAACCGGACGUGGCCUGCUUUCUGGAUCUCCUCAACCUAGUAAUGCAGUCCAAUGUGAAGCAUCGAUGAAACAGAUGUUGAAGGGCCCGAGAAUGCCAGAUGGAACCAGGGGUUUCACCAUGGGACGAGGCAAGCUGUUGAGUUCACCAUUGGAGGGAUGGUGAAUUUGCACAAUUUUUUUCCAUGUCUGCUAUCUGAUAUUAACCAAAUACUACUGAAAAUAGGCUCUCUGCAUUUUUCCUGAAAGCAGCACGAAAUGAUCAAGUAGCUAAGCAUGGUAUUUUGCCUAUAUAGAGUUUAGUACUGCUUCAUAGCUAUUUGAUGGUCAUUUCCUUUUGGCACACCAAUUUUUCUGGGUUUCUGUUGAGUAUAAUGCUUUGGAUUCAUCAGCUUUCUGCUUUGAAUUCAUCAGCUUUCUGCUUUGAAUUGUGUAAUGUAUCCGAAUAAUCCAAUCGAAUCGUUACAUCU
Molecule: messenger RNA, 2006 nt
Organism: Hibiscus syriacus
Lineage: Eukaryota; Viridiplantae; Streptophyta; Magnoliopsida; Malvales; Malvaceae
Product: la-related protein 6C-like
Exons: 9
Coding region: 281-1702 (473 amino acids)
Biological process (GO): RNA processing
Cellular component (GO): nucleus
Molecular function (GO): mRNA binding
Source: RefSeq, a predicted model, not a curated record